CAAGUAGCUAACAUAUACGAACACAGAGUGUUAUAACGUCCCAAAUUAAGAAACAAUAAAAGUCACCUCGCACCAAACAUCGUAUUCCGACACAGCUUCGGUGAUCAUCGUCCAUGGCAACAAACGGAACUCAUCUCAGUGAAGGAGAUACACAAGUGAGCUUGGACAAGAUCAAAAAGCAAUUGGCAUCUGGGUCCGGUAAAAAUCUUUUACAGGGUCCUCUUCUUAAACGAUCUGAGACGCUACGAAAAUGGAAUGAAAGGUGGGUGAUCCUGGACCCAACAACUGGGAAGAUGGAAUACAAGGUGAGGAGAAAUGAUCCAACUGUUAAGGGAACCAUAAACUUUGAUGCGAAUAGCACAAUAUCAAUAUCACCCGUAAACUUCCAUGGUUUACCCAAGUAUGACGGCUGUUGUAUAUAUAUUGGGACACCACAAAAGAAAGAUUAUUUCCUCAGUGCAGAAACUCCUGGUGCAGCAAGAGCUUGGGUGUCUACUUUACAAGCAACCCAGUUGGUUUUAAAAGCCCAUAAAGAAGCUGUCAAUUCCUUAAGUGGAAAUGGAUCCACUAAACUCGGAAUGGUUGCUACUGUUGUUGCUGCUGCUAAUUCAACUGCACUGGAAAGUUCAAAGGAAAUUGAAGCUGCUAUGAAGAUCACAAUGAGGACUGCUCUUGGAGCUGUGAUGAAUAAAGCACCUGACAGUCCUAUGGAUGAUCUCACAAUUAUGAAGGAGACACUGAGAGUGAAGGAUGAAGAGCUGCAAAAAUUGGCAAGAGACCUUCGUGCUAGAGAUUCAAUAGUAAAAGAGUUGGCAGAGAAACUAUCUGAAACUGCAGUAGCUGCUGAGGCUGCAGCAUCUGCAGCUCAUACCAUGGAUCAUCAAAGGAGAAUUGCACUCGCAGAAGUUGAGCGCGUGAAAGAAGAUUUAGGAAAGCAGUUGAAGUCAACUCUGUCAAAGCUCAGGGAGUCCGAUGAAAAGGUUAUGGUCCUAACUAAAGAGAAAGAUCAACUAGUAAAGCAGAGAGACUCAGCCAAUCAGGAGGCACAUUUAUGGCGGUCUGAACUUGCAAAAGCUAGAGAUCGAGUAGUGAUACUAGAAGGAGCGGUUGUUCGAGCUGAGGAGAAGGUCAGAGUUACUAUUGCAGAUGCUGAAGCUAGGAUGAAGGAGGCUACUCAGAAAGAUGAAGCUGCUGUCAAUGAGAAGCAAGAGCUAUUGGGAUAUGUGAAUAUGUUACAGACGCAGCUUCAAAGGCAACAUGAGGAUACCAGGCAAAUAUUUGAAGAAAAGGCUGAAUCUUGCUCCAAUAUUAAUAGCAGUGAACCACUAAUGAAACAUGUUGAUCCUUCAGAGGAGAAUGUCGACAAGGCAUGUUUAAGUGUUUCUAGGGCAACUUCUGUUUCUGGUGAGAGUUUAGUCCACCCUAAUGUGGACCAAAACAAUAUCCAGCCAAUUGGAGAUGGUGAAUGGAGUGAUAUUCAAGCAACAGAUGCAAGAAUAGCUGAUGUGAGGGAAGUUUCUCUGGACACUGAAGUUAGCAGCUUGGAUAUACCUGUAGUUAGACAGCAAGAUAGUUCCCAUCUUGAGCAGGAUUCAAGUUCUUAUGACCAGCCUUAAAUCUUAUCAGACAUAUUAGAACGUCUUACAAGUACCAGGAAAGAAGGUGUAUCCUAUGUUGUAUGGGCAUUAUCAUCCAGUUUCACAGGAACUACAACUGCUGAGCCAUGUAUGUUUUUCUUUUUUUUCACUGAUUUGAGAGUAAGAAGAUAUUAUCGUUAUGAGAAAUGUAUACAUCUUGAAUUUUUCUAAAUAUGUUUCAUGAAUAUUUAACAUACUAUUACUCUGUACUUUAUUUUGCUAUAUAUGAAGGCACCAAAACAACUACUUGCAGUA
This is a messenger RNA of Daucus carota subsp. sativus, 1892 nucleotides long. RefSeq lists its product as uncharacterized. Gene Ontology annotation, cellular component: trans-Golgi network; recycling endosome; early endosome. Lineage: Eukaryota; Viridiplantae; Streptophyta; Magnoliopsida; Apiales; Apiaceae. Bases 114 to 1616 code for a protein of 500 amino acids. Gene Ontology annotation, biological process: endosome organization; receptor recycling; retrograde transport, endosome to Golgi. The transcript has 11 exons. The record is from RefSeq and is a predicted model, not a curated record.